This is a messenger RNA of Penicillium lagena, 1476 nucleotides long. Its product is annotated as M20 family metallo-hydrolase. The transcript has 3 exons. Lineage: Eukaryota; Fungi; Ascomycota; Eurotiomycetes; Eurotiales; Aspergillaceae. The coding region runs from base 1 to 1476 and encodes 491 amino acids. Gene Ontology annotation, molecular function: hydrolase activity, acting on carbon-nitrogen (but not peptide) bonds, in linear amidines. The record is from RefSeq and is a predicted model, not a curated record.
AUGCGCGCUCCCUUGCUGCGCACGGCUUUCACAGCCAGAUCAUUUACCGUGAAACCACACUUCUUUACCACCUCCCGGCCCUUUUCCGGAUCACAAUCGAAGACCAUGUUUACCACGCAACUAUCUGAGGCCCAGGUGACAGCCCUGAGAGUCAACAAGGAUCGUCUAGCGAAAGACUUGCACCAUUCUUGUCAAUGGGGCUACGGGAUCCGGUGGGGAGACGGGCCAACGGACACUGGCAUGCAGCGUCUAGCCCUAUCUAAAGAAGACAAGAGUGCUCGUGAUUGGUUUAUUCAGACUAUGAAAGACCUCAAAUGUGAUAUCACGGUCGACGAGAUGGGGAAUAUCUUUGCAGUUCGUCCUGGCCGCAGAAAGGACGUGCCUGCUACCUUCAUUGGUAGCCAUCUUGACACACAGCCUACCGGGGGGAGGUACGAUGGGAUCCUAGGUGUUUUGUCUGGAGUGGAGGCGCUCAAAACCAUGGAUGAAAUGGGCCUGGAGACGGAGGGUGGAGUCGGAGUCGUGAACUGGACCAACGAGGAGGGUGCCCGGUUUCCAAUGAGUAUGGUCUCAUCAGGUGUAUGGGCCGAAUGCAUUCCACUCUCUCAAGCGCACGAUCUCAAGGAGGUGCCGACGGUAGCAUCGCUGCCAACAGCAGGGUCCGCGCCGGAGACAAUGAAGACUGCCCUGCAGAAGAUUGACUAUCUGGGAAGCACCAAAUGUUCAUACAAGCAGAUGCCGAUAGCUGCCCAUUUCGAGCUGCAUAUCGAGCAAGGCCCCCACUUGGUUUCUGCUGGCCAGCGUGUCGGCGUCGUGACAGCCGUGCAGGCAUACCGGUGGUUCCGAGUUAAUGUGAUCGGCCGGGACACACACACGGGGACAACGGCCUUUGAGCACCGAGCGGACGCCCUGUACGCUUUCUCGAAGAUGAUGGUGCGCGCGCGCGAGGUCGCUGCCGCUAAAGGGUGUCUGGCUAGUGUCGGGAUUGUUGAAGCUAAGCCUGGCAGUGUCAACACCGUCCCGGGGCUGGUCAGUUUUAGUCUCGAUGUCCGCGGGCCAGAGACGGAGCUGGUCGCCGAGGUUGAGAAGGAGCUGCGUGCGGAAUUUGAUGCCAUUGCUGCCGCCGAGGGCGCCGGGAUUGGCAAGCCCUGUCGCGUCGAGUGGACACUGGACUUUGACUCGCCCGCUGUCAAGUUCCACCCGGACUGCAUUGACUGUGUGCAGCAGUCGGCUCUUGCAGUUGUCGCGGAUGCGAACACUGCAGACCCCAAGUCCCUGGUGCGGCCCAUAAUGAGUGGCGCCGGUCAUGAUAGUGUCUUCACGUCCAAGCGUGUCCCGACCAGUAUGAUCUUUGUCCCGUGCAAGGACGGACUGAGCCAUCAUCCGGAGGAGUUCUGCUCGGCAGACGAUUGUGCGACUGGAGCCUCGGUCAUUUUGCAGGCUGUAGUUCGGUAUGAUCGGAAGAGGUUUGCGUAG